GAAUAUAAAGUGGGCGGCCCCUCUGAUUGGCUGAUAAUGGCAAGAGGUGCUGCCCAUGGGACGUUGGGUUCCUAGGAUCUGAACGACCAUCAUUUCAACCCCUCCCGCAGAGCAGAAUGACACUUCAACACAGCGCGAGUUGGCCAAGCACUUUUCAUAGCAAGGGGAGGCCUUGAUUAAGCUAAAUAUUUUCUAUUUACAUUUUAUAUAGCCUAUACCUUAUUAUAUAUUUUUUUUGAGUAGCGUACGCGAUCUAUUUAAUACUUGCAUAAACACGCACACACACACACACACACACACACACACACACACACACACACACACACACACACACACACACACACACGAGUUUAGUGGUAGAUGUUACACACAUCUGGAUCACACCAAACGCUGCUGAUGCUGAGCUCAGAGAAGCCGAGGGAUACGGAACGCUCCUCGGCUGAAUAUAAAUGAUGAAUAUACUACGGAGUUGCCGGACCUGAUCUCCCCCCAGUGCCAGAUGCCUCCCCUCCCUCUCGACGAGCGUAUAGUGCUCCUCCAACGCCCCAAGAACCUCUCCCACUGCCCGGCGUCCUCCUCCCCCCCCCGCCACCUCCCCCGCUACCCCUCGCGCCCGCCGCCGCCGCUGCCGCCGCCCUGCGCCAGCAGCCAGCUCUUCCAUGCGUCCUCCGGCCUGCCGCCGCCCCAGCUGUCCCCGUACUCCUGCGGCUCCCUGAGCCUGGGAGGCGAGCGCCGGCCGCCCCGAGGGCCGCCGCUGCAGCCCGACCCCCCCGUGGUGCUGCUGUCGGCCUCGCCGUUCGUGACCGACUACGACCCUAGCCAUCGCCACAGCAACGGCACGGUGACCCUGGGCCCCCGGCUGCCCUCGCACACGCACGCCGUCGACAUCAAGGUGUCCCUGGAGGCCGGACACGGCGAGGGCCACGCCCCCAGGCGCGGUGAGGGCCACGCCCCCAGGCACGGUGAGGGCCACGCCCCCAGGCGCGGUGAGGGCCACGCCCCCAGGCACGGUGAGGGCCACGCCCCCAGGCACGGCGGGAGUCUGAAAGGAGGCAAGGGCGGGAAGCGCGUCUCGCUGCACCUGAGCCACGAGCAGCGCGGCCAGCGCCACGAAAAAGGCUACGACCACGACCACGACCACGACAACGGCUACAACCACGACAACGGCUACAACCACGACAACGGCUACGACCACGACAACGGCUACAACCACGACAACGACCACGACAACGGCUACGACCACGAGCAUCGGGGUCAGCGUUACGACCACGGCGGCGGCAGCGGCGGCCUGCAGUUCGUCCCGGCCGCGUCGCAGCAGCACAACAAACCCCGGAGGGAGAAGGAGAACGCCAACGGCGCUCCGGGACUCCUCGCCAGGCGGGGCGGCGAGGCAGCGUCGGGCGGCGGGAGGAGGAGCAAACUGGGAGCGGCCCAGCAGGACCCCAGCAGCCUGCUGCCGGGCCCGCAGCCCCCCCCGGCCCUGCCCCAUGCCUCCGUCCUGAACCCCAGCUACCCCGCCUCCCCCCCUACCCUCAACCCCCUCUCCCAAGGCCCCUCCUCCUUCCGCUCGGCCCCCGCGGGCCGGGACCAGCGCCGCCCCCGGCCCCCCGCCCUCCAUGGUCUCCCGCUGUCCCCCGGCUCCUCGGGCGUGGGGGGCUUCCCCAGCCCUGACCACACCUGCACCAUAGACCUCUCCUACCCCUUCAACUGCGGCUGCUGGGAGCUGGUGCGGCGCAAGGGCUUCGGCCGGGGCUGCCAGGGGGGCGGCGGCGGCGGCGGCGGGAGUCCCUCCUCCUCCUUCUCCUGCGUCCAGACGGCGGCGGGCCGGGCGGGGGGCCGGGGGGGAGGCGGCGACGCAGCGGGCCGGGCCAUGGGUCUGAGGGGCCUGGGGGGCUGCCUCUCCUCCAACACCUCCUCCUCCAACAGCACGGCGUCCGACCGCCGGCCCCGCCUCCUCCGGCCGCUGGCGUGCGUGUCGUGCUCCUCCUCCUCGGGGGCGGGGCCUCUGGAGAGCCCCGCCCUGCUGCGUAAGCGUCUGGUGGGCGGGUGCCUGCCCUGCGCCCCCUCGGCGCCGCUGCGCGCCUUCCACAGCUGCGUGACGGGCUGCGACCCCAAGGCCAGCCAGACGGCCAGCUCCUCCUGCAGCUACUGCAGCAGCGACCCCAUCGUGGUGACCUUUAACCCCCGCCGCAGCACGCCCCCGGGGAGGGGGCCGGCGGCCCACCCCCAGGCCGGCGCCUUCCCGCAGUCUGACGACGACGACUACAGCGUGCGCACCAUCUGGCCCGAGGAGCUGGCCAGGAAGAUGAGCCACGCCCACGGCGCCGGCGGAGGCCCCGGGGCCGGGAAGCCGUCCUGUCUGAGCCGCGGGGGCCAGAACGGCGAGGCCCCGGGGGGGGGCAUGGCCCUGCUGGACUGCCAGAACCUCCGGGAGUUCAGCCACACCCCCCUGACGGACCACGCCGGCAGGCGGCGCCUGUGGCAGGGCAAGAUGGCCGCCCUGGACUUCAUGGGCGUGUCCUCGGGCGCGGAGGACGGGCGGAGCUCGCUGAAGAGGCUGCUGAACCACGAGGGGGGGUACGACGACAUGCCCUACCGCCCGCACUCGCCCUCGCCCCCGCAGUCCCCCGUCUCCUUCUCCCCCCCGCAUUCCAACCCGGGGACCCUCAUCCUCAAGCCCCGCCCCCGGCAGAGAGAGCGGGAGGGGGGGCGGUCGCUGCCCUCCGCCCAGUCGCUGCACCUGGUCCUGGACUCCCUGAACCGCGACCAGGACGAGGAGAACCGCCGCCUGCACCUCUCCCUCCCUCUGUCCUCCUCGCUGCCCGCCUCCCUGUCCAACGAGGGCGCCGUGACGCCAGACGCCGAGAACGCCGUCAUCAGCGCCAUCCUGCCCUUCCUGUUCCUAGGCAACGAGCGGGACGCCGAGGACCUGGACCUGCUGCUGCGCCUCAACGUGGGCUUCGUGGUCAACGUGACCACGCACCUGCCGCUGUACCACCUGACCACCGGCCUGGUGCGCUACAAGAGGCUGCCCGCCACCGACAACAGCAAGCAGAACCUGCAGCAGUACUUCGAGGAGGUGUUUGAGUUCAUCGAGGAGGCCCACCAGACGGGGAAGGGGGUGCUGGUCCACUGCCAGGCGGGCGUCUCCCGCUCCGCCACUGUGGUCAUCGCCUACCUCAUGAAGCACACGCUCAUGACCAUGACCGACGCCUACAAGUACGUCCGCGGGCGGCGGCCCGUUGUCUCGCCAAACCUCAACUUCAUGGGCCAGCUGCUGGAGUUCGAGCGCGACCUCAACUCCGGGGUCACACCCCGAAUCCUCACCCCCAAACUCAGCGGCCUGGAAACCCAGGUGGCCCGGGAACGCGACCCAGGGCCCGGGAACACCGACCCAGGGCCCGGGAACGCCCACCCAGGGCCCGGGAACGCCGACCAAGGGCCCGGGAACGCCGAGCCAGGGCCCGGGAACGACGAGCCAGGGCCCGGGAACGCCGACCCAGGGCCCGGGAACGCCGACCCAGGGCCCGGGAACGCCCACCCAGGGCCCGGGAACGCCGACCAAGGGCCCGGGAACGCCGACCCAGGGCCCGGGAACGCCGACCCAGGGCCCGGGAACGCCGACCCAGGGCCCGGGAACGCCGAUCCAGAGGCCCUUCCAUGCUACCGUCUGAAGGCCUGUUGUUCCCUGGCUAGCAUGAAAGGUGACACACCCGUGAACAGCACCAUGAGCGUAGGACAAGCCCGCAAACUGGUGGAGCAGCUGAAGAUCGAGGCCAGCUUCUGCAGGAUCAAGGUGUCCAAGGCGGCGGCGGACCUCAUGGCCUACUGCGACACCCACAUCCACGACGACCCCCUGAUCACCCCCGUGCCCACCUCCGAGAACCCCUUCAGGGAGAAGAAGUUCUUCUGCGCCCUGCUUUGAGACCGGGUUGGGGCUGGAGGGUGGGGGACUGUACACACGUGGUGGGGUGGGGUGUACAGGAGUCAGAGUGGGGUACCAGGGUACAAAAACUGACUGGUGCCCAACAACAAAGUCCUAAAUCCGCACUGGUACUAUCAGAUGGAUUCAAAAUCAAUAGGUAAAGCUUGACCAGGAGAAGACGUUGAUUAUUGACACGCAGCCCAAAGUACGAACAAAAGUACUUCUCGUAUUUAAUUGAGCACCUGUGACUUUGACCAAACCACACACACCCCUCUCAUGAGUUAAGGCCUUUCAUAUCAGCAAGAAUUAUCUUUUCCAAAGGCUGUCUUGGUCACAUUUGAUUUAAUGCUGGUGCUGCUUUGCAACCAAGUAGCCCAUUUUUAGGUGAGAUUAGCAAUGGAGGCAAGAAAAGUGUAGCAAAUUUUAUGUGCUACACUUGGCCUUCUACAAUUGAUAUAAUGUAUUUGGACUUGAAGACGCAGCGUGAAGGAUUUAGUGGCAUCUAGUGGUGAGGUUGCAGCCACUGAACAGGCAGGUCAACAUGGCGGGGCCAGUGGACAGAGAGGGACUCGCUCUCUGCGGAGACUUAAAGGGCUCAUUCAAAGUUAAACACCAGUCUUAUUAUCAUAGGAUUAUAGACUUAAGACAUAGUUAGGAAUAUUGUAUUCAACUUCUGCCACGUCCCUGUGAGAUGCCAAAAAUUCUACCCAGUGCAUCUUCAAGGUCCUCUUUAACACCAGUCGUGAUGUUAAGCCAUUACUAAAUGUACUCAUUGGGAGGUGGGAUUCAGUCCCACUCGUGGUCCUGUUUCUAAAUGACGGCUAAUGGUCAUACCUGGGUACCUAGGGGCCCUUUAAGGUCUUGUUUCAACAGGGAGACUAGCGUCAUGACACUUCAGUGCAGUGGUACUCCCAAGAUGGACGUACUUCAUGUAUCCGUUUAUUUUGUACAUCGGCAGUUUCUUGCAUCAACAGAUCGUACACGAUGCAAAGUGAUUUUGUGUAAACGUUUCAUGUGAUUUCUUGGACUGCCUCCGUUAAGGCGCUAAGUGAACCUUAUUGUGUAUCCACACAUUCCAGUAAGUGAAACCAAACAGUCAUAAAGACUUUCUGCCCAAUGGUUUUUAAUCAUGAGCCACAUCUACAACAUAUGCACUUUAAGAGGGACGUACAACACCAUCUUUAGCGUCACAGCUCCGAAGGUGUGUUAAGGACAGCUUUGGCUACUAGGUUAAAUGUGAAAUAAAAUGUCUCAUUAACAAAAGGUCCAACAUUGCCUUUUCAUUACAGAAACAAUCCAAAAGUAGGUUACAUUUUUAAGCCUGUUUAAAUUGGGACAAUACAAUAAAAAAGCGGCAACAAUUCUGUGUGAAAAGCCCAGUGACAUCUAACAGUAAGUUAUAAUGGUUCAGAAUUGUUUUGAUUUCUAUUUGAAUGUUAAAUGGAUAACAGCAUCUUCAUUAAGCAGUUCCAUCGUCAAUCCAUGCCCAUGUGAAUUAAGGAGAUCCUUAAUAACCAGACUGAGACAAACUUAUUUAUUAUAGCAUGUGGUUUUGUCAAAAUGUUCCUUCUUCCCUCGAUUGUUUCUGCCUGGUUGCCUUAACAACCAUAACCACGGUGACCCUUUACUAUUAAACACCCCAUAAUAUCAUAUUGUAGAUUCAAACCGCACCAUUUUUAGUUUGCUGAUAACUUGGCAUUGAUUCAUGAAUGAAACAAGAAAUUAGCUUCAGAUCAUUUAGAUCCCAAACAUUCAAGUGUAGAGUUGUUUUCUUUAAACGAGUCAAACUGAGCAAAAUGGAAAUUCAUAUAAUGCAAAACAAAAAGCAGCAGAACUAUGGUGAGGCAAAAAUCUGUUUAAUCAAAACCAGUUGGCAACGGAGCAGCACCAGAAAGAGGGCUAACAAACCGUUGGAGCAGUGAAUUAAAAUGUAAAAGCUAACAUUUUCAGUCCUUUUUUUAUGAAGCCCGAACAAGUCUUAGUAAAUCUGGAGGUUUUUUUAAAAGGAUACCAGCGGACUGCACACCACACAAAAUAAGAAUCACUUCAACAAUCCUGGCUGAUCCUACAUGCUAAUAUACACAAGAACACACAAGCUUAGUUUUCAUGAGGUCAGCGUGUCGUCGGUCAGCUACAGUUCAAACUACUUGUUUCUAUUUCAUCUCCGGUACCAAACGCUGUUCUCCCACAAUACGGUUGUGUUGAUUACUUCCCCAUUACCAUCCACCUGGAGGUCACUGCCAAAGUCUCAAACAACCAUCUGGUGUAUGUCGUUGUCGUUGUUGCGUCCCUGAACAGUCAGCAAGCUUACGUUU
This is a messenger RNA of Gadus macrocephalus (Pacific cod), 6240 nucleotides long. RefSeq lists its product as uncharacterized. Gene Ontology annotation, biological process: G protein-coupled receptor signaling pathway; protein dephosphorylation; negative regulation of JUN kinase activity. The coding region runs from base 500 to 3925 and encodes 1141 amino acids. The record is from RefSeq and is a predicted model, not a curated record. Gene Ontology annotation, molecular function: G-protein beta-subunit binding; MAP kinase tyrosine/serine/threonine phosphatase activity; protein tyrosine/threonine phosphatase activity. NCBI's taxonomy places the organism in Eukaryota, Metazoa, Chordata, Actinopteri, Gadiformes, Gadidae. Gene Ontology annotation, cellular component: cytosol; heterotrimeric G-protein complex; cytoplasm. The transcript has 8 exons.